CGGACCGGAGGAAUUUAGAACUUUUGCGCAACUGAAACGGCAAAGACUAGUCCGUUAGGUGCGCAGUCAGCUUUGCGGGGCAGUUAUUAAUAAAGCAAAAAAAAAAAAAAAAAAAGCUACAUACUUGGAGUUCCCUUUCCCGGUGUUGGAAACUUCCCAACGCAGCAUCGAUCGAGGACCUCCCGCCCACUUUACCUCUGAUCCACAGCACAAGAAGGCGGGGAGAGAUAGAGGGAGAGGGAGAGAGAGAGAGCGAGUUGAGCAGCCGCAGCGGUGGAUGGAGCAACAAAGGCUGGAUGGUUAAACUGCAAGAGUCCCUCUGAGGAGAACUCAACAGCGCUUUCUGCCGUCGCCUGACACUGUCUUAACUGGAACUCUGUGGAUCACCUUCAAGCCCCGUCCUGUGCAAACUCUCCAGAGCCAAACCCAGCGGGGGGUAGCUGGAGAGAGAGAUUUGGUCGCAGACGUGAAAUUGAUGCUUUGGCACGGAGAGGCGCGCCGCCGACGUUCGUAGUUUUGCCAAAGUCUCCUGCAGCCCAGCGAGGGAGAGGCGGACCUGGAUCGCGGCCGAAGUGGGAUUUUUCUUUUUUUUCCCCUGCAGAAGUUGCAUGCGUGUUCUUUGUCGCCUCGAGUGAGCCCCCGUCCACCCGCUCUCAGGUUAUCUUUCAAGAAGACACCCUCCGGGAUAGUUGAGGUGCCAUGGAGCUGUUCGCGGGGAUGUUGGCAUUCCUGUUGGCGCUGCGGGUCCAAGGCGUGAAUGGACAGAGCGUACAGAUGGACCCCAGCAAGUCCGGCUUUGUGGGCGACCAGGUGGAGCUGCGCUGCAUCUUCGUCAACAGCAACCCGCCGGUGAAGAUCUCCCAGGUCACCUGGCAGAAGCUGCUCAACGGCACCAAGCAGAACGUGGCCAUCGCCAACCCGGCCCUGGGCGUGUCCGUCCUGCCGCCUUUCAAGGAGCGCGUGGGCUUCAAGCAGGCGGCGGUGCGCUACCGCCCGCCGUCGCUGGAGGACACCACCAUCGUGUUCUCCAACCUGCAGCUGUCCGACGAGGCGGCCUACAUCUGCGAGUACACCACGUUCCCGGCGGGCAACAGGGAGAACAUGGUCAACCUCACUGUGUUCGCUCGGCCGAUGACGCGAAUGACCCUGACGUCCCCAACUAUCGUGGCCAGGGCUCCGAAGCGCAAGACGACCGUCGCCACCUGCAUUUCAGCCAACGGGAAACCCCAAAGCGUGAUCAAGUGGGACACGAGGUUGAAGGGGGAAGCGAGCCUCCAGGAGUAUCGCAACCCAAACGGCACGGUGACGGUGCGGAGCAACUACGUGGUGAUCCCGAGCCGCGAGACCCACAAACAGAAGCUCACCUGUAUCGUGAUGUACCGAAGUGAGCGGAUCACCGAAAGCGUGGUGCUCAACGUGCAGUAUGAACCUGAGGUGAAGAUCGAAGGGUUUGAUGGGAACUGGUACCUGAACCGUCAGAACGUUCAGCUGACCUGCAGGGCCGACGCCAACCCCCCGGUGACGAUCUACCAGUGGAAACUUCUGAACGGCUCACUGCCCACCAACGUGGAGAUCAAAAACAACACUCUGUUCUUCAAGGGGCCCGUGACCUACGACCUGGCCGGGACCUACGUCUGCGACGCCACCAACAGCAUCGGGACGCGCACCGGCAUCGUGGACGUCAACAUCACAGUGUCCCCUGCAGUGAGGAAAGCCUUGACACCUAAUCCGGGCUGGACUGUUGACCUCCCUAUCAACCCGACACCCGAGAACCGCAACGGCUCGCUGGAGCAGCCCAGUACAAGCGCCAUCAUCGGGGGCGCAGUGGGGGGAGGACUCCUGUUGCUCUUGGCGGCCAUACUGCUCUUCAUGUACAUGCGCCGGCGCCAGCGCACCUUUAAGGGGGACUACAGCACCAAGAAGCACGUGUUCGGAAACGGGUACAGCAAGGCGGGCGGCCUGCCGGCGCACCCCCCCAUCCCCAAGGUCCUCCAUUACCCGGACGACUCGGACGACGAGAAGAAGCCCGACCAGAUCGGCAACACCGGGGGGUUCGAGGUGAGCGAGCGGAAUUUCGACGCCGAGUCUGAGGACCUGAAGAGACCGUACUUCACUGUGGAGGAGGGGGAGAGCCGCGAUUAUGAGGAGCGGACUCUGGCCUUCCAGUAUGACCCGCAACCCGAAAUAGCCGACGAUAUGAUCUCUCAAACCGACGGCUCUGUCAUUUCUAAGAAAGAGUGGUACGUGUAGUGGCCUGCAACCGCCAAGCGACCUGUCGUCCCUCACCCGCAUUCCUCCUCGCCUUCCCCACCCCCGCCUCCACUCCUCCUCUCACCCUCGCAUCCGUCAGCCUACACCUCCUGCAGUGGCAUUUCCACCUCACUUCCCCCUCCCCCCACCCCCCGAAUCAGACUCCAUCCAACUAAUCACUGUUAGAAAAAUCAAGAGUCUAUUUAAAGUCCAAGAAAACGACUUUUCAACACGACAGCAAAUGGUACCACUUUCAUCAAGUUAAUGGGCAAAGAAUACAAACAAAGGUAUGUAAAUUAACCCAGUGUGGCCGCGAGGCCAGAAAGGUGAUUGGUUAAUACUGUUGUAUUCUACUAUUUUGUGUAUUUUAUUUUUCAUUUUAUAAAUGUAUUAAAUGUAUAAAAAAAAAAAAAAACAGGUUAAGGUUUUGCUGAGCACAUUUGUGAAAGUCCUACACUGGAUGUAAGGGUUUGGUUUAGUUUUUCGUUUUGUUCGUUUUGCUCCUUUUUCAUUAGCGAUUGCAAGGUUUUUCUGUCAUUUUUUUUUUUUUUUUUAUAUUCUCUUUUUUGUAUGAUAUGCCGAGAAAUGAGAGUUAUGUGUCUGAAAUAUUUACAGGUGGAGUUCAAAGUGUUUGAAAGUUUAUGGUCGAAAUGUUUCAGAAAAAAAAAAAGAUACAAAAAAAAAAAACAUUAGUUGUACAGACAUGUAUCAUGACGCAAACAGGUUAUUGUUGUUCUCCAAAGAUAUUGUUAAUACAUCUCGACGCUCUGCUCAGAUUUUAUUUGCUUUGUUUUUGUUGUUUCACUAAAAAGGUGCCGGUCUACUGAGCCAUACAGACGCAUAGUGGCAACGUCAUAAUAUUCAAUAACUUCAUUUUUAGCGCUAAAAUUUCCUUCAUGUUAAAUGAAUGCCCUAAUCAGCGAAUCAUGAUAUCAGUGAAGCGAAGGGCUGAAGCUGGCUCAUAGACAUAAAUGUUCUACUUUUCAAUUAAUUGUAAUCGCAGUGUUCUGCAAAGGCGACAAUGCCGCUUGAACUUUUUAUUCACAUUUUGUCACGUUACCGCCGCAAACCUCAAUGUGUUUUAUUUGGAUUGUGGAUGAUAGGCCGACAUUAAGUGGUGCGUAGUUUCAAAGGGUCAAAAUCUUAAUGUUGUGAAACAUAUUUGGCCCUUUUCACACUUUUUACCCUAAUGUCGGAUCUAGAGCAAAAUGUCAGAGCAGGAAAACCGUCCAAAAAGCAGCCAGGAGGGUCAGAGUAACUCUGGGGCAGCUGCAGAGAUCCACAGCUCAGGUGGGGAACUCUGUCAGCACGACAAGCUAUAGUUCUGCCCUUCUGAGAUCUGCUCCUUUUGGAGGAGCAGCAGAAUGGUUGACUUGUUCAAAUAGAGCCCUAAGGGGACCGUGGAAACGUGAAUUAAGGUGGUCAUGGGACAUGGUGAUGGCAGCAUCGUUCCGUGGGGAGGCUUUUCUGUCGCAGAGACCGAGAAGCUGGUAACAGCCUGUCUAGCCUGACAGCUUGGAUUAGCAAUUUUUGCAAAGAAGAAAAGGCCAGAAAAAUGUUCCCUAAAUGUGCAAAGCUGGAAGACAUUUAAUUUAAUUUCCCCUUGGGAUUAAUAAUGUAUUUUUGAAUUGAACUGAAUUAACCUCAGGUGUACCCCAGGUAAUUCAUAAUCAUGAAUUAACAAUGAUUAACCAUGUUUGGAAAAGCUGAGUUCAGUUCCACUAGCCACAGCCAGGCCUGAUCACUCCACCUCCUGUAUAUAUAUAUCAGUUUAAACAGUUUCUUUCUGACAACGUGGGGUAUGUCGGAAGAUCUCAAAACAUACGUAACACAGACGGCCCAGAUCUAUAGAAGUUUAACAGCGGAUGAGAAGCAAAAUGUGGUUUGACAAGGUAGCCACUCAAAGGUUCUGACUAUAAAUCCAGAUUUUUACAUUUACUACUACCAUUUUGGUUCUUUUCUAUAAUUUUUCCCCCACAUUGUAUUGGUCUAUCUCAAAAUAUUACACUGAAUAUUGUGGUUGUAACUGGACAAAAUGUGGAAAAGUUCAAAGGGGAUGAGCGCUUUUGCAAGGUAUUAUGUCCAAAAGACAUUUGCUCGGUCUCACAGGAUCACUAACAAUGCUUGGAAAUGUUAUGAUUGUCACAUGACUUGAACAGUUUGACCUGUGUACGCGCGCUCAUAAAUCCUGGUGUAUAUCUGUUCAUUUUGUGUGUGUGUGUGUGUUUGUGUUUAUGUGUGUGUGUGUUGGGCUGUCAUAAUUAUGUUUGGUUCUGACCCCUUUUCAUCAAAUGGAUGUCAGCAAAAAAAAGUGUCUGAGGAAUUUCCGCCUCCCCGGUUGAGACUGGUUACCCGACGAACUGGCUCACAUCGACCUCAUUUUCCACCAGGAGUUAUCCAUGGACGCAACGGACCUGAAUAAAAAGGGGGGGAAAUGUCAACUGAUGCUUUUAUUUACGCCAACAGAGAAAAUCUUUGAACAAGUAAAGGGAUCCGAAAAAAAAAAACGGGGGCCAUGCUGCAACGAAAGAAAGCAGUAUGGGAACUUGGCUGCUGCUUUUAUAACCUUCCUUCUUUUCUGAUUGAUUUCCAGUGAUUUUACAGUAAUGGAUUGUUUUUUUUUUCUCCUUAAUGUCAAGAUCUUUUUCUGCAUAUGGGGACGCACUGACUCUUUAUGCAAGCAUUAUACAAUAUGUAUCCGUGUCUGUUUUUUUUAAAAACGAUGUUAGCAAGUGCCAGUGGAUGCUAGUACAGCAGAAAGACCUUUUUUUUUGUCCGUUACACAGUCAGCAAAACGUGUUUGCUGCAAACGGGAAUGGGAGAAAAAAAAAAUCUCAAUGUGACAAAUCGGAGAUAAGAGAAGCAUUGCAGUAAAUCUGCGGAUGUAAACAACAUAUCUGACUGGCUCUGAGCACUAUAAAUACUGUAUUAAGCCUUACUUUAUGCAUGUUUUUGUGUGUGGGAGUGGAAGUGCAUUUGUUUUUGGGUUUUUCUAUUUGGUUUUUUUUUGUUUUGUUUUUUUCCUGUCAAUUCCGGUGUGUUUUUUGUCCUCAUUUGCAGCUUAAAAAAGGCGACAAUAUCCUUCUUUUUUUUAAUGUUAUCAGCUUUGGCAGAGCUAUGAGUUCAUCGGUACGCGGUACCCAACCACAAUAUUGCAGAUAAUGCAAAAAUACCUAUAUAAAUAUAUGUUAAAUGAUAAAGAAGACAAAAAAAAAACAUCCCUGUGAGACGAGUUCUUGCAGAUGUGGCUGUUUUACAGUCCAUGCUUGUCUACUGUAUGCUAUUAGAUGAGCAUGUUAAUCAUGAGCCUCAAUUUAUAUUGUAUAAUAUACAUCAACACGCAUUGAACGGCGAGGAAUAUGGUGCACUUAUUAGAAGUCAGUUUCAUUCGGUUCCAUUUAUUUCUGCUCCAGUUCCUAUUUUUUCAAUGGCCUUAUUUCUGUUUUACAGAGACAGUACAUGGCUCAAAAUAAACCAAGCAACAGUAGCCAGUUUCUUCUGUCACUGUGGACAUAAAAAAGAGUUUUGUUCUCUUACACAGGCAGAGGGAAUGCUUUCUUCUAAGUGUUUUUUUUUUAUUUUAUUUUUUUUAGUCUGAAAUAGUUUGAACCACAGCAUUAUAAGAAAACAAAGCGCGAUUGUUGUUUUUGUUCCUUUUAUUCAGUGCCUAUCAAAGUAAGGAGGUGGGAGGUAGUCACAGCAACCACUCCCAGUUUAUUUAAGCUCUUCAUCCACCAAACGGAGGAAACAAGUUCAACUGUUGGCCACAGUUCUUGCAGAAGUAAUCAUACUUUCUACAGCCUCAAAAGUCAGUGUGCUCUAUCGGGGUUUUUUGUAUUAAUAAGACCAAUUUAAAAAGUGACGAAAAAGAAACGGGAUGCAGAAGGAAAAGAAUGCAGAAUUUUAUCCAAAAAAAUAGUGUUGUUGAAAUGAAAUCAUAAAAAGUUUAGCGUUACUUUUUAUUCAGCUCCCUGAAACAACGAUAAACCUAAAAAAAAUAAAUAAAUAAAUCAACCAGUUGCCUACAGAAAACUCCUUGAUUAUAUAUAGUAAAUGUCCUAUGUCACAAUUAUGCACUAUUCAGGGUUUCUGCAGGAUCUUUAUGUUAAGUAUAUGUACGUCGUUAAAAGUAAUUCUAAACCUUAAAACUCUUAGAUAUGUCCAGAUUUUCCAAAUUUACACCAGUUCCAUCUUAAAUAUAUGUUUUUGUCCAAUCAUCGUUUUGUUUUCUUGUUUUUUUUACUGCUAUCUGAAAUUAGCUUAUUGGUUGGAAACCCUCUAGUAGCUCCGUCAUCGUGGGAAAGCUGCGACAUUUAGAUCUGACCAAAAGAGCCAGAGGUUUGGCCGAUACCAAACAAGCCCUGGAGAUACAUUCCAAAGUCAAAUAAAUAUUUUAAACUAUUAAAUACGUUAUAUACUGUUAUUUUUUAUUUCUUAUAUUUUUUAUAUAUAUGUUGGUCUUAAAUUUAAUUUUUUUUAUGAUUCUUAAGCUGUUUUAAUGUUUUUUGAACAACGGUCCCAAAGAUUUUGAAAAAAAAAUGUCUGAAACUUGCCGAAACCCUGAUUACUUAAACUUUUGUUCCUCAGUGUUGUUUAACAAACCGCAGAGGGCUAAACAAAACAGGCAGAUUUUUUUAAAGGCAACUGGUUAGAUGGGAUUUUUUUUAGCGCCAUUGGAGUGAAGGGACUGAAUACAUAUGAACACCUUUCUGAUUUUUAUUUGAAAAGAAAAAGAGAAAAGUAUUUUAUAAUGGAUUAUUUUUCUUUCCUCUGCAUAAUUCUGAACCACAUUGUUUUGGUCGAUCAGAUAAAAUCCCUAUGAAAAUGCGCUGGCCUUUUUUUUUUUUCCACAACGUGAUUCAAUGUUCCAGGGAAACAUUUCCAAAGCCCUCGUAACCCAGACUGCAGAUCUCAGAUGCAUUUGAUACGUAUGAUAAUCUACAGGCAGUGCAAUUUAGUUAGUCUUCAUUCCAGCACUUUACCAACACUGCGUCUAUAUUUGACCACUAAAUCAAAUUCAAAAUGACACGAGUUGCCAUUUUAGCUAACAACAGCUAAAUGUUAACAUUGCACUCAGCAUGGGACAUUUGAAGCCCUGAAGAGGUCUAAAUUCUGCAGCCCUGAUAACAACUUGUUGACAUUCUUCCAGGCUUUUAAGCACAAAACAAUCCCAAAUCUAAUCCAGUAACAAGAAACGUAACUUGCAUGUCUGAAAUGGAGGAACGUCGCCCCCGUUUGAAAGCACAAACGUACGGUUUCAUUUGGCUUUUUUUUUUUUUUUUUUUCCUGCUUCUGUUGUGAAACCACUGCCACUGCUUCUCAGACAUGUUGGACAGACACAAAUACUUUGGGGUUAAAAAUGUAUAUUGCUAAAUAUUAACAUUCAUAUUACUGAGGUGUUCUGACUUUCUAUUUUCUAAUAGUGACUGUAACUUCAUUCCAUCCUAACCUACUUUUUGUAUUCGGUAUGUUUAACAUUCCACUGUAAAUACUGUACAUACGGUUGAGAUUAGAGUCUGGGUUUAUUAGGGAGCCUGUCGUGUAAAAUAAAUCUUAUUUGACUGCAAACAUGGAGACUCGGUGAUGGAUAGAUGAAGUUGAUGCAUAGCUUUUUCCCAAAGUCUCGACUAAAAACCGCUCCUCUAGUACCUUUUUAACAUGCCAAUAGUGACUUCACUGUCAAACAAAGGGGUAAUGCAUACAGUCUGUCAAAAUGGUGUCGCUGAAAGAAUCGCAAAAAGUAAAAAAAAAAAAAAACAACUAAAAAAAAACAAAUCUGUUUGUAUGCAGCCAUGUGAAUGUAUAUUUCUGAGGGUGUUACAAAUAUAAGAAUAAAAAAAAAAAUCUCUUGUUCAAUUGUGAUGACCGAGUAAAGUAACUUGUAUUUGUUUUGAGCAUUAAAUGAGUUCAAUAGUCAAACCCUGUCGCAGUUCACUGAUUGGCUAAAUGUGUUAUCUGACUGACUGUGAUCCAUGUUUGCAGAACAUUUCUGGCUUCAUGUGCAUCAGUUUGAGUCAUUUCAGCCUUUUCCCCAAUAACCGUAAUGUAUCAGUGUCUCAUGCAGGUGCUUCAUUUUUGGAUUACGUUUUCCUAUGUGCCUGUAAAAUGUCACACCCGAAACUUUUGUUCUGUAAAUAAAUUUGGUUGAACAAAAACUGUUUGUUAGAAUAAUAUUUAAGCUUAAAGGGCAUUGCGGUCACAUUUUAGAGUGAAUUUAAAAGAUAAGUUUCCCAGGGGAGUUGACGCAAUCUCUUGUUGGACCCGAACAAAAUGAACUGGUGACAGGAACACUUGAAAAUUUGGUGUCUACAAGGUCAGGAUAGCCCUUUAAUUGAGAACGAAGCACAAAAGGUGUUUUGCUAAAGAUGAUGGCUUCAUCCGUGUUUAAAGGAAAGUUGAGUGGAAGGACAAAUGCGCACAAACUGCAGGGAUAACCGCAGCCUUGGGGGGAUUGUGACGCAAAGCUGGAGUCACUGCUUCAAGAGCCGCCCACACACAAACCUGGCAAGAUACGGGAUGUAAUAUCCUCCAGAGUGAACGUCACAAUUUUCUAGUCAUAAUAUGUUGCCAUCAGCGCAGAGAGAACAGCUGAAAGACCCCGGAUCUGUUAGUAUAACAGCAGAGAUAAAGGAAUGUCUGCAGUAUAUAAGACGAGUCUUUGAUGGAGAUCAGUGUAACUUUUUGGGCUUUAAUUGGGGAGUGAAAACUGCCAGACAGAUGUUGAUACGGAGUUCAGUGCCUAAUGAAGCUGCAGAGAUACGAUGAGAGAGGCCGAGUGCAGAGCUAGACAGAUCCGUCUCAGACUGUGGGACCCGAAUGCAGACAUCUGCACUGAGCACAUUAAGAACAGCCCAGAGUUUGCAGCUGUUGCCAUCCAUUUGCUAAAAGAGCCCUUUGUAGCCCAAGGGGCUUUGAUGGCACAUAGGCUUUUAACAUGCAUGGCUGUCUAGCCUUUUUUUUUUUUUUUUUUAUUUAUCUAUCCAUUUUGUUCCGCUUUACUGAGCUGUGGGAGGAAUUCUACCACUUUCCCCUCUAUCAGAGUACCUCCAGGACACAAUGUGGCAGCUUUUUUUGUUUUCAAAAUGUGCUUCUCUUGGGGUGCAAAAUUCAAAAACGAGAUUGCUAAAGAACCCCAUUACUCCACUUUGUCAAAAUCAGAGGAUAAAACCCGACUGAUAUCACAGUGUAGAAAACAGCAGUAUCUUCAAAAGAACAUGGAAAUCAUCCAACUGCCUCUGUUUAUUUGAAUUGGGCUUUUCUUUUCUCUUUAUGGGCUUAUGUUCUCUUUCUUUGUGGUAGUAAUAGGUUCAGUCAAGUGUUGAAUUUAAAGCUGAAUAAAUGUUCAGCCCCAUAAGUUGAAUAUUUUUUAUUUUUUUUUUGUCAGUUCAUUUUGCGGCCCAGAACUGCCCAUUGACUCCAGAUAAAACACAUUUCAGUGCUAUUUCUGCAGGAAACUUCUUAAUGCUGUCAAUUGCCGAGGCUCAAAUAGGGACAAGUAGUGGAAGGAGGGGG
This is a messenger RNA of Fundulus heteroclitus (mummichog), 9762 nucleotides long. It is a transcript of the gene nectin1b, whose product is annotated as nectin cell adhesion molecule 1b. The record is from RefSeq and is a predicted model, not a curated record. The transcript is spliced from 7 exons. Gene Ontology annotation, biological process: protein localization to cell junction; heterophilic cell-cell adhesion; homophilic cell-cell adhesion. Bases 700 to 2250 code for a protein of 516 amino acids. Lineage: Eukaryota; Metazoa; Chordata; Actinopteri; Cyprinodontiformes; Fundulidae. Gene Ontology annotation, cellular component: adherens junction.